GAGAAGAAGAACAAACCAAUAUAACUCCAAAAUACACCGAACAACAAAAAAUGGCGUUGAUGAGUUCAAGAACAACACAAGACAACUUAGUUAUGGUUCCCACCAGAUUGAAUCACCACCAGUUAGACUCAAAACCCUCCGGCGAACAGAAAGUCCCCGUCGUUUAUUAUCUCAGCCGGAAUGGCCAACUCGAUCACCCACACUUCAUUGAAGUACCUCUCUCUUCUCAAUACGGUCUCUAUCUCAAAGAUGUGAUCAAUCGAUUGAAUGAUCUACGAGGCAAAGGAAUGGCUUCUCUCUACUCUUGGUCUUCAAAACGAACUUACAAGAACGGAUUCGUAUGGCACGAUUUAUCAGAGGAAGAUUUCAUUUUUCCCGUUCAUGGCCAAGAAUAUGUACUCAAAGGCUCUCAAAUUCUUGACCUUGAUAAUAACUCCGGUAAAGAAUCUAACUUCUCUGCCGUCACUCACCGGCGUAACCAGUCUUGGAGCUCUAUUGAUCAAUACAAAGCGCCCACUGAGUCAACUCGUAAACUCGCGACGGAUGCUUCAACACAGACUGAUGAUUGUCGGCGGAGGAAAAGUCCGGCGAAAGAGGUGGAUGAGAUCACUGAGCUGAGUAGAGAAGAGGUUGCUUCGCCUCCACAGUCAGAUUCGAGUCCAGAAACAUUAGAAUCAUUGAUGAAAGCAGAUGGACGGUUGAUAUUGUUUCCGGAAGAUCAAGAAUUGAAUCGGACGGUUGAGAAGAUGCGUCCUUCGGCUGUUCUCAUGCAGUUGAUAUCGUGUGGUGCGAUGUCGUUCAAGAAAUGUGGUCCGACGCUAAUGAAUGGGAACACGAGUAGUACGGUGGAAUGGAGAACAGGUAAUUAUAGGCUCGAGAGGGCAGAGAAGGAGUUAAGGAGUUUUGGAAGGGUAAAAUUGGAAGAGAAAGAGUAUUUUAGUGGUAGCUUGAUUGAUGAGAGUAGUAGUAAGAAGGAAGUUGUUCCUGCUUUGAAGAGGUCUUCUUCUUACAAUAUUGAUAGGUAAACAAACAUCAAUAAUAAUAACUCUCUUUUUAAUUACUUCUUGUUGGUGAAACACCACGAUGUUUUUAUUUGAACAUGCCAACAAUUGGUUGUUUGUGUGAGUAGAUGUAAGAGCUUAAAUUGAUAAAGUGUAGAAGAACGUUUUGGCAUUUAUUCUUUUACCGAAAAGUCUCAUAAACUUGUUUGAAUAAUAACAUUAUAGGUAG
Arabidopsis arenosa is the source of this 1230-nucleotide messenger RNA. The record is from the annotation of a GenBank genome assembly. NCBI's taxonomy places the organism in Eukaryota, Viridiplantae, Streptophyta, Magnoliopsida, Brassicales, Brassicaceae.